This is a messenger RNA of Patiria miniata (bat star), 2234 nucleotides long. RefSeq names its product rhomboid-related protein 3-like. Bases 307 to 1608 code for a protein of 433 amino acids. Lineage: Eukaryota; Metazoa; Echinodermata; Asteroidea; Valvatida; Asterinidae. The record is from RefSeq and is a predicted model, not a curated record. The transcript is spliced from 11 exons. Gene Ontology annotation, cellular component: membrane. Gene Ontology annotation, molecular function: calcium ion binding; serine-type endopeptidase activity.
CAUAAUACUAGCGAUUUAUCGUCUGCACAGAAUCUGGACACAUUUGUACACACGCAUAUCGCAUGCAGUGCAGCACACACUUUUUUACUUGCAACACGUGUGAGUACGGUAGUGGAACCAAGAAAAACUUCUUGACCAAUAAAUUUGAUGGGUAUAGAGAGCUGAUUUGUCAACGUGUGGGACGUGCCAUAUGCUACUAUAUACUGCAGUCAUCAUCAGUAUCAUCAGCAGCGGUGACGGUUGGUUUAAUUCUUCGCAUUUUCUGAGGGGAAACACAGCAAGCCUUCAUGUAGAGGCCAGAGUAAGAUGCAAGUCACUCAUCUGUACAGCCCCUGCUCAUCAUCAGAGCAAGAAUCCAAGACUCCAGCUGACGGCCAAGUGGGGCAGGGGACUGAUGAGGAACCCAAGACAGAAUGCAAGGCCAACUGUGUUGCAGGGCCUUCCAGGCAGCAGGAGGCCCUCCCUGCUGAGAAAGAGAAGCUGCUCCAACCACUGCCUUCAACUCCUGAAGAUAAAUGGAAGCCUUACUUUGAGAAAUUUGACGUGGACGGUAAGGGCAACAUCAGCAUGGAAGCCUUCCAGGUGAUCCUGUACAAGCAUGGACUGAAAGACGAGCUGGAUCCUCACAAGCUGGAAGUCCUGGAAGCCACCAUUGAGGACAACACUGGUGGACGGCUCAGCUACCAAGAAUUCGUCAACAUUAUGAGUGACAAGAGAACCCUGAGUUUCUCCAUUGCCGUCCGCACCCGUGGUGAGCACUACGACACAGAGAGCACCCUCCAGCUGACUGCCGUCAAGCCUCCCUACCGUGAGAGGUUCCUCAAGCUGGUGGCCGAUGAGGUUCUGACCAAUGAAGAGCACAGGAGAAACUUCCUCAGCAACUUCCUCUGGUGUCUUCCUCCUCUAGUCAUGCUGUCUGUCAGCUGCAUUGAGCUAGGCUUCUACAUUGGCAUUGGAGUCAACAUGACCCGUACUGAUGCCGUCAACACCACCUUGGCCGACUUCUGGACGGGACCUGUGCCCAAGAGCAGCUGGAUGAUCUUUGAUCCAGAGAAAAAGAUCCAGUUCUGGAGAUUUGCUACAUAUAUUUUUGUACAUGGAGGCAUUGAGCAUCUUCUUUUUAACCUAGCUGUCCAACUUUUACUCGGCGUAGCCAUGGAGAUGGUUCAUGGAUCACGGAGAAUAGGCGGUCUUUAUAUAUCAGCGAUAGCUGCAGGUUCCAUGGGCUCCUCAGUCCUCGACAGGACAAGUUUUGUAUGCGGGGCCUCAGCAGGCACAUAUGCUCUGUUGUCUGCACACCUUGCUAAUGUUUUGUUGAACUUUUCUGAGAUGAAGAUAGGAGCAUUGCGAUUUGGUGUAAUUCUAGCAUUAGUGAGUUUAGACUUUGGCCUGGCAGUCUACAGACGGUAUUCCGGUCUCAAGACAGCGACGUCCUUCAUCGCCCACCUGAUGGGCAUUGCAAUCGGCCUGACCAUCGGGCUAUUCAUUGUCCGGAACUAUGACCAGCGACUCCACGAACGGCUAACGCUGUGGGUACUCACAGUUCUGUACAUGGCUUUCGUCAUGUUUGUCAUAUUCUGGAACAUAUUCUACAAGCCGGCCGUAUAGCACCAGUUGAUGUCACGACUUGCCUUCGAGGCUUCUUCCAUCCUGGGUUUGUAAAACAAAAUAACAAAAUUGUAUUCAUAACAGUCCAGGGUGUUUUCCCAGAAGUUGAUAGUUUGGUCAGCUUGGAGACCCUGGGAUAGUUUUAUUGUAGAAAUAACUCAUUUUGUAAACGUUGUCAUGUCCAAUGAGAUUUUUUGCAGCUUUUGAGAAAAAAAAAACGAAAGGAUUUUUCUUUUCUUUUUUGGUCAACGAAAGAAAGCAUUUUAGAUGUCUUGUAUGGCAUGUUAAAUUUUGGUAAAUUUGUGCUAUUAAUACUUUAUGCUGUGUGCUGUUUAUUGUUCUUGUUAUGAUGAUAUCAACCUUAUCCUCAUAAAAACACCAAAUGAUUUUGGAGGAUCUGUAGGAUUUACAAAAGCAGAGCGCAUCCUCUUUACAUUUGGGAUUAAUGGCUUAAAGUACAGUGAAUGUGCUGUAGCCAGUGGCGUAAAUCUUUGCCAGGGUGAUGACCAAAAUCCAAAAAUGGCCCGGCCGUGGAAAAUCGGAAAGGGGGGCCUGGGGCUGGACACCAUAUUACACUAGGGGGCGCUGUUCAGGAUAUACAUGUAUAUGAACAUGUAUACUCGUGC